This is a messenger RNA of Pochonia chlamydosporia 170, 219 nucleotides long. RefSeq lists its product as hypothetical. Bases 1 to 219 code for a protein of 72 amino acids. Lineage: Eukaryota; Fungi; Ascomycota; Sordariomycetes; Hypocreales; Clavicipitaceae. The transcript has a single exon. The record is from RefSeq and is a predicted model, not a curated record.
AUGAGACAUUUUCCACCAACUGCAGCCGAAAGGUCGAAGCGUACAGCUGUUGUUGCCGUCGUUGAAGCAUCUCUGACUAUUCGUUACUGUUGUGAGGGAUAUCACGAUCAAAGACAAGCUUGUAUGUACUACGUACCCUGUACUUUUUCUACUUCGUUGCAAGUUCGGCUCGGCAAGGCGGAGGAGUUGGUCAUUGUCAUAGCGUCGGACGAGAUAUAG